AUUUCGUUUAUUACAAUUUGCUCUGCAACAUGACGACUCCAGGACCCACUGAACGCGGGCUUUUACAUAUGAAACGUAUGACCAUGGUUUGCACAGCAGUAGCUCGCAGUUUCUUUCAGGAUUUGCAAACUUGCAAGGUUCUUGAUUGCUGAUGUUUAAGCAGCCGUUCAGGGCUUUCGUAGCAAUCGGCGGGGACCGCGGCGGGACCCAACGCGGCGUCGGCUGAAGCGGUGGCGGAUGUUCGCCUGGCCCUCGAUAGCGAUUGGUGCCGUCCGCCUGGCGGCCGGCGGUGGAGGACCCCGCCACACUCAAGUAGAUAUAAUGGAGCGGUCAGACAAGCCACCUGCUCCCGGCGUCACCGCCAACCCGCCCGCUGGCAGUGCCGGCGCGGGUGGUGCGCCGGCGGAGGUUCCCUCCACCGAGGGGCAGGCUGGCACGCCAGGGCGGCUGAGCACCGCAGGAGUUGAGCGGCGGGGUAAGGGCCCGGCUGCAGGUGUCGGCGUGUCGCCCCGCCCCAACUUCCGGUCCCUCACCCCGCUGCUCAACUCAGCUGCUCAGCCGCCCUGGCGUGCCGGCCUGCCCCUCGGUGGAGGGGACCUCCGCCGGCGCACCGCCCACCGGCACCAGCGGGCGGGUUAGCGGUGACGCCUGGAGCAGGCGGCCUGUCUGAUCGCUCCAUUAUAUCUCUUGUACACUAAAAAUGCGGCCCGUAGUUGCGAGGAGGGUGUGAUAUGCAGAUGCAGCAGGGUGCCUGUGAUGGCGAAAGUGGAGGGCCACUAGGUCUCACCACGGUGCGCGCCGAUACCGCCUGGAUUGCAAGAGGCCCGGCCUGGAUUGCAAGAGGCCCGGCCUGGAUUGCAAGAGGCCCCACCUGGAUUGCAAGAUGCCAAGCCGGCGGCAGUUUGGUAAGUCGUGUCAGCCGACGGGUUGCGCAUGUAUGCGCCAACGGCCCUCGCUGGAGGUGGAGGCCGGAAGUGACGGCGCGAGGCCGUGUUGCGCACGCACGGUGUCUACGUGGUCGACAUAACUGGGAUGCAAGGCUCCCUGGAUGCAGGGCGGGGGGGUCAACAACAUCCGGAUGCAAGGCUGGCCGUAGGCAGGGGGGGAGCAUGGGUGUAUGGCACGCACGGGCGGUGCCCCCUUGCGCUCAUGGGUGCGCUUUGGGUCGAAGCCGAUACAGCGCUCAAGCGCCCGCUGCAGUGCGCGUGUACGCACGUGCAACCUGGCGCAGCGUUCCACGGGGCUUUGACAGGUUGACAUAGGCAGGGUGCUCGCGUGCCGGAUGCCCGACCGGUUU
Chlamydomonas reinhardtii is the source of this 1297-nucleotide messenger RNA. RefSeq lists its product as uncharacterized. Bases 238 to 639 code for a protein of 133 amino acids. The transcript is spliced from 4 exons. NCBI's taxonomy places the organism in Eukaryota, Viridiplantae, Chlorophyta, Chlorophyceae, Chlamydomonadales, Chlamydomonadaceae. The record is from RefSeq and is a predicted model, not a curated record.